ACAAGAAACCAGUGUCAUCAUCAAAGAGCCGAUAACUCAAUAAAGCAUAAAGAGUCACGAACGAUGGCUUUCUACAAGAAAAACAUAAAAUUCAUAACUGCAGAGUUUACCUUAUUUGUUAGGUGUAUGAACUAACGCCAUAUAUUACCACUGGACAAACGCAAGAAAUGGCAUUCUCGUUGCAAGCUGUCAGGUCUGGUUUUCGGAGUCUGAACAAGUUUUGUGUAAGCACCAAUGUCAGAAGUUAUUAUCUAUAUUCACCGGAACCAUUCCACCCACUGCCUGACCGACUUCCUCUAAAAAAGACUGCAGAAGAGGCAGUUCAAGUUAUCCAGUCAGGAUUUAGAGUGUUUGUUCAUGGAGCAGCAGCAACCCCUGUGCCAUUGAUUGAGGCUUUAUGUCAACAUGGGUUGAAGGCAGGUUUGAGGAAUGUAGAACUAUUACAUAUUCAUACAGAGGGACCAGGCACAUACAAUAAACCAGAAUAUGAAGGAAUUUUUAGAUCCAACUCUUUAUUCCUUGCUGCCAAUGCUCGAAAAGCUGUUAUGGAUGGGCGAGCAGAUGUUAUACCAGUCUUCCUCUGUGAGAUACCUUUAUUGUUUAGGAUGAACAAAAUACCUCUGGAUGUGGCUCUUAUAUCUAUCACACCACCUGAUAAACAUGGGUUCUGUUCUCUUGGACCCAGUGUGGACUGUACUCGUGCUGCCAUACAGAAUGCCAAGUAUAUCAUAGGUUUAGCCAAUAGACAUUUACCUAGAACUAUAGGAGACGGUAUAAUCCACCAGUCACAUGUUGAUACUAUAGUUGAAUGUGACUACCCAUUACACGAACUAAAGAAAGGAGAACUUUCCCCAGAGGAACAAAAGAUAGGGAAAUUAAUAGCAGAACAUCUGGUCGAAGAUGGAGCAACAUUACAGAUGGGUAUUGGAUCUAUACCAGAUGCUGUAUUAGCCCAACUGAAUGGACAUAAAGAUUUAGGAGUUCAUUCUGAAAUGUUUAGUGAUGGAGUUGUAGAACUUGUUGAGAAUGGCUGUAUUACUAAUGCUAAGAAAAACAUAGAGACGGGAAGUAUUAUUAGCAGUUUUGCUGUAGGAACAAGAAAAUUAUAUGAUUUUAUGGACGAUAACCCGUUCGUUGAAAUGUGUGACGUAGGCUUUACUAACAGUGUAGCAAUUAUUUCUCAGAAUCCUAAAGUAACAGCCAUAAACUCUUGUAUAGAAGUAGAUCUUACAGGACAAGUCUGUGCCGACUCAAUAGGAGAAAAGAUGUAUUCAGGCUUUGGAGGUCAGAUAGACUUCAUAAGGGGUGCUGCACUAGGCCUUGAUGGCAGAGGAAAACCUAUUAUAGCUAUGCCAUCAACCACCAAGAGAGGAGAGAGUAAAAUUGUUAAUAUGCUGAAAACAGGGAGUGGUGUAGUGACAACUAGAGCUCAUGUUCACUAUAUUGUAACGGAGUAUGGUAUAGCUUAUCUUUUUGGCAAAAAUAUUAGACAGCGAGCUUAUGAACUUAUCAGACUAGCACAUCCUGAUCAUAGAGAAAGAUUAGAAAAGGAAGCCUUUGAAAGAUUGAAGUGUAUGCCAUCACCAUAGAAUCAAUUAGAUUUAAUGAUAUAUAUUGUAAAAUGAUUCAAUGCCAGUUCUAUAGAAGAUAGAUUGUUUCAUUUCUUCCAUAUUUAAUUUCUUCUAAACUAUUUUAAAGGACCCCAUGGUAGUAAUGCAACCCCUAUUUCAACAGAUGCAUUUAAUUAUAAAAAUAAGAAGAUGUGGUAUGUACUUGUAUGUUCAUACUUUAUGUACUUGUCUGUUCAGUGGAUACAUUUUAUACGAUACUAUUUUGAGUUUUGAUCUACUGCUGAUACUGGCAUACGGUUAGGAUGUUUUGACAUAAAGUAGUGAGAAAUGUAAAUUCUGAGUAAAUUUAGAAUAAUUCCAUUUGAAAACAGGUAAAGUUGACCUGAGAUGGAUUUGGAUAUUCGUUUUUGGUCCCUUUGGUCAUACAGCUAAUAUUUCUACAUAUUUUAUAUAUUAUUCGUGAUAUUUAAAAUUUAAAAUUUCAAGACAAGACAAAAUAUUUUAUUUCCUCAGACACAAACGUGUACAAGAGGUUUCCUGGUGAAAAUUGAUACAAAAAAUCACCGUGAACACACCAUAUUAAUAAAAUUAAUUUUUGCAUUGAACAAUAGCAAGGUGCGUUUUAUUUUCUAUCAUAAAGCCAAUACAUGAUAUUAUGCAUCUGUUAAAAAAAAUAGGAGAAAUAAAUUGUCCAUGGGUUGCUGUCUCAUUGUUGUAGACCCCACAUCUAAACUAUACAGGACACACCAGAGAAAUGUUGAAGAUAAGAUAAGACAAAUUUUUUUUAUUAAAGUAUCACAUAUUGAUCUUACGCAACAGUAAAAAAUUACAAGUACAAUCACUUAAAAAAAAGAUCAGCACCCAGCCUAUAAAGACUUAUGAGACAGUAUUAUAUACAUAUAAAACAGCUCAAACACACAAGGUAGAAAAAAGAAUAAAAUAAAAAGAAAUCUCAUGUAUUUAUCUUGCAAACUUAAUAAAUUUAACGGAAUAAUAUAAAUUAAAAUUAAAAGAAAUUGAACAGACAUACAGGCCAAUUCUUCCUCUAAUUAAGGUAUAUUGGGUGUCUUUUUCUGAGCAUCCCUUCUUGGCAUGUUGCAAAAAUAGUUUUUGGUUUAAAAAUAUUUUACGAAGUCUCAUUCAAUAUCCAAUAGAAACAUCUAAAACUUGAAAUUUAAUGAUCAAAUUUCCAAAAAAGUAAGUGUCUUUAAGUGUAUUUAAAUUUUUUUUUAAAAACAAUUGUUUUAAAAUGAAGGGUAGAUAAUUAUACAGAAUUUUGUUGGACAAUUUGUGUUUUUUUUAAAAAUCUUUUUCAAGAAAACAAGGCCUGUCAACCCUUAUUUUUAUUUGAUAUUUUAGAAGUAUUUGUGAAAAGUAAUUAUCUCAUUGAAUUUUAACCAAUUCUAUUGUUUAAUGUUUCCUCAAUAAGGAAAAAAUAUAAGUUUCUCCUAUAUAACCAAUUUUAAAUGACUGUGAUUUCGUCAAUUUUAAUGUAUUUUAACGAAAAAACAAGGCAUGUGACCCUCAUUUCUUAUAAUGAAAUUUGUAAGUACAUUAGCCCAGAAGUCCUUUAUAGAAGUUUAAGAAAAAUCUAUCGUCCAACAUUUAGACACCCCAGGUUCCUUAAUACACUAAUUGAUAAGAGUCUCAAACAUAUGAACUUAUAAAUUAAAAUAUUAAGUCUUCCAAUAUAUCUUUUAUGUUUUAAUUUUGCAAUUGAUCAUUAAAUCCUCUUUAAAGAUUCAGGUCAGUAUUUCAUAUUGCCCAGUAAUACAGGUUUUCCCAGUAUUUCCCACUCAGGUAUUUGCCAACCCUGUUUAAAAUCAUUCAUUCUCAGGUUAAAGUUGAUGGUGAAGGUUGUUUACCAUGAAGUUGUGGUUACAUCAAGUCAAAACACAGUACAGAUUGAUGUUCAUUAUGAUUUGAACUUUUAAAAUUAUAUGCCUAAAAUAAGGAUUUUGUUCAAGAUUUUGCAAUUCACUGAACUUGAAAAUGUGAUAAUGCGUAUCAGGUUCAAGAUUUUGCUUUAGGUAGAUUAUCAUGAAGUUGUGGUCACAUCAAGUUAGUAUACAUGUUCAUUACGGUAUGAUGUAAACUUUUUAAAAAUACUGAAUUAAAGUUUUGGCCCAGAUUUUGCGGUUCAUUGGGCAUUGAAAUGUGAUAAUGUGUAUCUGGUUAAAAUUUUUAGUCAAGAUAGUUUACCAUGAAGUUGUGGUCACAGUAAUUUGAAACUUAGUAAAUAAGUUCAUUAUACAUGUAAUGUUUUUUGGUUUGUUUGUUUUUGUUUUGUUUUGCUGUUUUGUUUUUGUUUUUUUUUUUUAUAAAUAUAUACCAAAUUACAUGAUCAGAUUUCAUGGUUCAUUGAACAUAAAAAUGUGAGUAAUGUAAUACCAUGGACAUUAAGGACAUAAUAUUAUCAGCUGCCAUAAUCCAACAGCUUUUGUGCCAUAAUAUUACCCGUGUUGUUCUAGCCUAGCUGCUGUGUUAAUACUAUUCACCCUCUGUAUUUGAUUUGCUCUAUACAAAUAUUAAUAUAUAAAUAUGAUUACAUUAAUCUGUAUGUAAAAGUACUGAUAGUAUAUUCUAGUAUAAAAAUAUUAAAUGAAAAUUAUGUAGUAAAAAUAGUAGCAUUAUAUAAUGUAUAGAAAUAUUAAAUGAAAUUUAUGUAGUAAAAAUUGUAGCAUUAUAAUCUACAUGUUAGAAAUGGAGUAAGUACUUCAUUUAUACCUCUUGCCGAAAGGCGGGGGAAAAUGAAGGCAAUACAAUGUUGUUUUGCAAUCGAAUAUUUUUAUAUAUUUUUUACUGCAAUCUAGCUGAGGAACCCUAGCUCUUGUGGUUCUUAUAAUAUUUUUUUACUUGGUCAUAAAAAUAUCGCAAGGACCAUAAGAGCUACGGUUUCGCAGCUUACUGCAAAGCAGCAACACUACAGAUCUCUGUCAACUUUUCCAAUUUAUGGGUGAUUUCCCUCAUAUGAUUUAUUUAUUCCUCCAUUAUAGAAAAUGUGUUAUCCCCAGGGCUUUUUAGCACCAUGGUAAUGUGAUGCUAUAUUGCUUGAAUAAAAUGCUAUCUGAAAUAAUUUUCUUAUAGGUUAUGUUAAGGAUUUGAUGCUGUCAUUUCUAGAAAACUAAGAUGGUAUUACAAAAUUUCCUUUUAACAAGGACGCUAUAUGAAAUUUGUGGGUAGAACACUGCCCCAAUAUGGCAUUUAACAGAGUUUUGUAAGUACAUAUAUACUCAUUCCAAACCAUAGAAUCUUAGAUUCAAAACACUUAUGACAUAUAUAAGAGAUGUGUCAGGUCCUCUUGUCCAUAAAAUCCUGAAUGAAGAUUUGAAAGGUAAGGAGGUAUGACAAUAUUUUUUUUCUCUUUCCUUCUAAAAUUAUUGCAUUUUUAUUUACAGUAAAUUUUCCAAUUAGUUACAUGUAUAUGCAAAUUUGUUUCUUCCAACACACAUAUAUAUUGUUAGUGAUUAUGAAACAUUCUCUUUGUUUGUUUUGUGAGUUCAUGUAUGUCAGACAUUUAAAUUGUGCUUUUGUUUGCAAUUCCCAAAAAAUAGAAAGAGUUUAUUGUGAAUAUUUGAUGUGGUAUACUUGAUAUUUUCAAAUGUCUUUGGUUUGCAGUCAGAGGAAGGUUUUAAUGAUUAAGCAUGUUGCUUGGUAACUAACCCUUUGAUCAGAAACAAAUAUUUUUUUUGGCAUAGAAUCUGCAAAAUUAAUUUUUACUAUUACACACAAUUAUUGACCUGGCCUUAUUAAGUUUGAACUAAUGAUAUCAUUUUAAAUUUCGGAAACAGUAAGUCAAUUUUGUUUUUAAUCAAGAAAUCUCAAAUGAAUAUGAUAACAGAUUAUAUUUUUUUCCUCAUUUAGAUAACUAUCAGUUGCAUUAAACAAUAUGGGCCUUGUUAGUUUGCAGGUCUCACUUGCUAGAAAAGGUUCAUUAUGAUACAUACAGCAAAUAUUUGAUGAUAUCUACAAAUAGAAAAUCUAAUAAUCUAUAAAAAUAUUGCCACAGCUGACGUAGACCAAGAACCAACAGAUGUAUAUUUUCUUUUAUAAUUUAAUUUAUUUUAAUAUAAUUGUGAUCUUUAUGUUAGAUUUGUGAGCACUUCUAUCCAUUCAUGUUCUGUUUACAAUAAUAAUUACAUAAAAGGGUUGACUGUAAAUGGUACAGUUAUUUGACUAUAUGAAAAUAUGAGAUAGUGAGCAGUCUUUUCUAGACUAAGUGGACUGAUUUAUUAAUAUUGAUAGUGUCAACAUAUUGUAUAGACACUCGUGUUUUUGUUGAAAACUGCUGUUAAACACUAAAUGACAGGUUUUUUUUUGGUUACCGGUAAUAUAAAUUUGUACAUUUUAUAUUUUUAUCACAGUACAAAAAAUGGCAUUUUAGAUGAUAUAUAAAUAUGAAUGUAUUUGUUCAAAUGCUUUUGAAUAGAAAACCAUAUUAAUAUUAAUUAUAAAUGAAGCAAGGGAGAUAAUAGAUCCAUGCAUUGGAUACUAAUCAAAAGUGAUUUAGUAUGCUUAGUGUUUCUGUUGUGUAAAUAAGGUGGUAUGGUAAUCUGGAGAAAGUGUAGAAUGAAUUGAUAUGAAUAAUGCAUUUACUAUUUUAUAUAUUUUAUAGAUUUUCAAAUAUUCCCUCAGAAAUUAAAUACAAUAUCAAUGCAUUCUUAUAUUUGACUGUUGUUAAAUUGAUACUUCUUGUAAUCAUAGAACAUUUGAUUUGGUUUUUAUUGCCGAUCAGUAUAAAAUUGAAAUAUGGUUUUCCUUGUUUCUACUUAUCUACCAAUUUUUUAUUUCUUUUUUACCAUUUUUCAAGGAUUUUUUUUUAUCAUUGUAGAUGUUUACUUUGCAAUUUGAAAAUUGACAGAAUUGCUGAUAGUAUAAGAAUGUCAUGUUUAUCAUAAAAAUGUUUUGACUUCCUAGUAAGGUACCUUACAAAACCCUUUGUUACAAGGCGUAGUCCUCAAUAUGUGUGAUAUUAAAUCAGCUUUUGUUUACAGUAGUCUAUUAGUAUAUUGAUAUAAAAUUUUAUUAAACAUUAA
Mytilus californianus (California mussel) is the source of this 6607-nucleotide messenger RNA. Its product is annotated as 4-hydroxybutyrate coenzyme A transferase-like. NCBI's taxonomy places the organism in Eukaryota, Metazoa, Mollusca, Bivalvia, Mytilida, Mytilidae. The transcript is spliced from 7 exons. The record is from RefSeq and is a predicted model, not a curated record. The coding region runs from base 168 to 1589 and encodes 473 amino acids. Gene Ontology annotation, cellular component: mitochondrion. Gene Ontology annotation, biological process: acetate metabolic process. Gene Ontology annotation, molecular function: acetate CoA-transferase activity.